Phyllostomus discolor (pale spear-nosed bat) is the source of this 5735-nucleotide messenger RNA. RefSeq names its product TBC1 domain family member 9B (gene TBC1D9B). NCBI's taxonomy places the organism in Eukaryota, Metazoa, Chordata, Mammalia, Chiroptera, Phyllostomidae. Gene Ontology annotation, molecular function: calcium ion binding. Bases 132 to 3902 code for a protein of 1256 amino acids. The transcript has 22 exons. The record is from RefSeq and is a predicted model, not a curated record.
GCCGGCGUCCGGAGGUCCGGCCGCCCGCCAGGGGGCACCGCCUGCUUGGGUCGCCGCGCGCUCCGCCCUCCCGCUCGGCCCUUCGGCGGCGCUUCCGCCUGUCCGGCCCGUCCCGGUGCGAGUGGCCCACAAUGUGGCUGGGCCCGGAGGAGGUGCUGGUGGCCAACGCGCUGUGGGUGACAGAACGGGCCAACCCCUUCUUCGUGCUGCAGCGGCGCCGGGGGCAUCGCAGAGGCGGAGGCCUCACGGGUCUCCUCGUGGGCACCCUGGAUGUGGUCCUGGACUCCAGCGCCCGUGUGGCCCCUUACCGAAUCCUGCAUCAGACCCAGGACUCACAGGUCUACUGGACAGUGGCAUGUGGUUCCGACCACAAAGAGAUAACAGCGCACUGGGAAUGGCUGGAGAAUAACCUACUCCAGACCCUGUCCAUCUUUGACAACGAGGAAGACAUCACCACCUUCGUCAAGGGCAAGAUACACGGCAUCAUCGCUGAAGAGAACAAGAACCUGCAGCCCCAGGGAGACGAGGACCCUGGGAAGUUCAAGGAGGCCGAGCUGAAGAUGCGGAAGCAGUUCGGGAUGCCCGAAGGAGAGAAGCUGGUCAACUACUACUCCUGCAGCUACUGGAAGGGGCGCGUGCCCAGGCAGGGCUGGCUCUACCUGACCGUCAAUCACCUGUGCUUCUACUCCUUCCUGCUGGGCAGGGAAGUGAGCCUAGUGGUGCAGUGGGUGGACGUCAUCCGGCUGGAGAAGAACGCCACCCUGCUCUUACCUGAGAGUAUCCGCGUGGACACGCGAGACCAGGAGCUCUUCUUCUCCAUGUUCCUCAACAUUGGCGAGACCUUCAAGCUCAUGGAGCAGCUGGCCAACUUGGCUAUGCGGCAGCUGCUGGACAGCGAGGGCUUCCUGGAGGACCGGGUGCUGCCCAGGCCCUCCCGGCCCCAGCGGAACAUCUCGGCUCUGAAGCGAGACCUGGACGCACGGGCCAAGAACGAGUUCUACCGGGCCACAUUCCGGCUGCCUGGGGACGAGCGCCUGGACGGCCACACGAGCUGCACCCUGUGGACCCCCUUCAGCAAGCUGCACAUCCCCGGCCAGAUGUUCAUCUCUAGCAACUACAUCUGCUUCGCCAGCAAGGAGGAGGAUGCCUGCCACCUCAUCAUACCCCUGCGGGAGGUGACCAUUGUUGAAAAAGCUGACAGCUCCAGCGUCCUGCCAAGCCCUCUGUCCAUUAGCACCAAGAGCAAAAUGACCUUCCUGUUUGCCAACCUCAAAGACCGAGACUUCUUGGUUCAGAGAAUCUCUGACUUCCUGCAGAAAACGUCUCAGCAGCUGGGCGGCAGCAGCUCAGGGAGGAAAGCCAGUGUCGAGGACCCGGCUCCAGAGCCUUUGCCAGCUCCCAGGGAGCCAUCAGAGCAGCCCACCAGCCCUUCCUCGCCCUGCGGGAGCCACCAGGGCUCCCUCUCACAGGAGGCACCCACUGCUUCCCAGGGCCUACUCAAACUUUUCCGGAGAGACGCCCCAGUGGAGGACCUGGGAGCCAAGGGGGCCAAGGAGAAGAUGAAGGAGGAGUCGUGGAACAUCCACUUCUUCGAGUUUGGGCGAGGUGUGUGCAUGUACCGCACGGCCAGGAUGCGGGAGCUGGUGCUGAAGGGCAUCCCCGAGAGCCUCCGAGGGGAGCUCUGGCUCCUCUUCUCCGGGGCCUGGAACGAAAUGGUGACUCACCCUGGCUACUAUGCUGACCUGGUGGAGAAGUCCACAGGGAAGUACAGCCUGGCCACCGAGGAGAUUGAGCGCGACCUGCACCGCUCUAUGCCCGAGCACCCUGCCUUCCAGAACGAGCUCGGCAUCGCUGCACUUCGGCGGGUGCUGACUGCCUACGCCUUCCGGAACCCCACCAUCGGCUACUGCCAGGCCAUGAACAUUGUCACCUCGGUGCUCCUGCUCUACGGCAGCGAGGAAGAGGCCUUCUGGCUGCUGGUGGCCCUCUGCGAGCGGAUGCUGCCUGACUACUACAACACCAGGGUGGUGGGGGCCCUGGUGGACCAAGGCAUCUUUGAAGAGCUCACAAGGGACUUCCUGCCCCAACUGUCCGAGAAGAUGCAGGAGCUGGGGGUCAUUGCCAGCAUCUCGCUGUCCUGGCUCCUCACCCUCUUCCUCAGCGUCAUGCCCUUUGAGAGUGCUGUGGUCAUUGUUGACUGCUUCUUCUACGAGGGCAUCAAGGUGGUCCUGCAGGUGGCCCUGGCCGUCCUGGAUGCCAACAUGGAGCAGCUGCUGGGCUGCAGCGACGAGGGCGAGGCCAUGACCGUCCUGGGCAGGUACCUGGAUAAUGUGGUCAAUAAGCAGAGUGUCUCUCCACCUAUCCCACACCUUCAUGCCCUGCUCACUAGCGGAGAUGACCCUCCCGAAGAGGUGGACAUCUUCGACCUCCUCAAAGUGUCCUAUGAGAAGUUCGGCAGCCUGAGGGCCGAUGACAUUGAGCAGAUGCGGUUCAAACAGAGGCUGAAGGUGAUCCAGUCCCUGGAGGACACAGCCAAGAGGAGCGUGGUCCGGGCUAUCCCUGGGGACAUUGGCUUCUCAGUUGAAGAGCUGGAGGACCUCUACGUGGUGUUUAAGGCCAAGCACCUGGCCAGUCAGUACUGGGGGAGCAGCCGGCCCACUGCUGUGCGCCGGGACCCCAGCCUGCCCUACCUGGAGCAGUACCGCAUCGACGCCAGCCAGUUCCAGGAGCUCUUUGCCAGCCUGACACCCUGGGCCUGUGGGCCCCACACGCCCGUGCUGGCCGGGCGCAUGUUCCGGCUGCUAGACCAAAACAAGGACUCGCUGAUAAACUUCAAGGAAUUCGUGACAGGGAUAAGCGGGAUGUACCACGGAGACCUGAUAGACAAGCUCAAGAUGCUCUACAAGCUGCACCUGCCACCAGCCCUGAGCCCGGAGGAACCUGAGUCAGCCCUGGAAGCAACCCACUAUUUCACUGAAGACAGCUCUGCAGAAGCGUCUCCUCUGGCCUCUGAUCUGGAUCUGUGCCUGCCCUGGGAGGCUCAAGAGGUACCACGGCAGGAAGAACGAGAGGGAGGUGGAAACGAGGAUGUCCAAGAAAAAAGAGGAGAGGACAAGGGCACCAGCCCUUCUGACUGUCGGCACUACCUUCAAAUGUGGGCCAAGGAGAAGGAGGUCCAGAAGGAGACCAUCAAGGACCUUCCCAAGAUGAACCAGGAGCAGUUCAUCGAGCUGUGCAAGACGCUGUACAACAUGUUCAGUGAAGACUCCAUGGAGCAGGUCCUGUACCACGCCAUCGCCACAGUGGCCAGCCUGCUGCUGCGCAUCGGGGAGGUGGGGAAGAGGUUCUUGGUGCAGCCAGACAGGAAGCCCCGGGACAGUACCCCUGGGGAGGACCAGCCAGCAGCCCCCAAGUCCACUCAGAACCCUGUUCAUGUGCCACAGCCCCCAGCUGAGAGUGACACCCAGGCCAAAGCUGGCGGAGACACCCCACUUGGGAAAGCCCCGCCGGAGAGCCCGGCGGCGAGCGAAGAGGGUGGUGGUGAGGGCCGGGGCUCGCCCCCUCAGCGCCUGUCUGACGACGAAACCAAAGACGACACCUCCAUAUCCUCCUACUCUGUGGUCAGUUCAGGCUCCCUGCAGUGUGAGGACCUGGCCGAGGACACCGCGCUGGUGGGCGGGGAGCCCUGCAGCCCCUCAGCCGCUGUCCGCAGCGGGGGCUCGGUGGACACCGACUGGAGCAUCUCCUUCGAGCAGAUCCUGGCCUCCGUCCUGACCGAGUCUGUGCUGGUGGACUACUUUGAGAAGAGAGUGGACAUUGGACUCAAGAUCAAGGACCAGAAGAAAGUGGAGAGACAGCUCAGCACCUCCAGUGACCACGAACAUUCUGGGAUUUCAGGCUGAAGACCACCAAGUGGGAGCUGACCUCUCUCCCCGCUCCCUCCCAGUCUGUUUUCUCUUGAAGGACAAAGGACGCAGCCUCCCCUGCUCCCUAGAAGCAGCGACUUGCAGAGGGAAAGAAGGCUGAACAGCUGCAGGGGCCCAGGCCAAGGCUCCCUGCCCCUUUCUACCCCUGGGCCUGCUGGGCCCUGCAGAGUGCCAGGGCCCCCCUGUCCACCCAAGGCCAGGUGCCUCUGCCGCAGGCAGGCCACACACAUGGCCUCCAUGCACAGGUGCUGUCCUGCGGCUGAGGCUGGGGGCGAGGGCGCGGGGGUCACCUGCCUGCUGGGCACUGUGGAAGCUCCCCAGGAGCCCCGGAGCCAGAGCUCUGGCUGAGGGACACCAGGUGCCAAGCGGGCACAUUCUAAAUGCUCUCCCUAGCCCAGAACCCUCACCAUUAACCUUAUGAGCACACCCCUCAGGUGCUGGUGUAGCUCCCUGCAUUCAUUUCACUCACCUAAAAAGGUACACUGUGCUCAAUGCCUUAACAAGUCCCUGAAAGAAUGGGAAAGCACGCUGUGUCCCAAGCCUGAGCAUGACUCUCAACCACUAUCUGGGGCUCAGGCCGCCUUCCUGAAGUUCAAGACACAGUGCCCCAUGGGGCAGGGGUUCAGGCCCCCAGGGAGGAUGGGGACACAGGUGCCGAUGCAGGCGGAGCAGGGCCAGUGCUGACCCAUGACAGAGCCCUGAGCUCCAUGCUCCCUAGGUGUGAGCAGCCCAAGUCUGGGUGCAGGAGGCGUGUCCUAUUGGGUCAGGAAGCAGACCAUGGGGCCACCGGCUGGGCCACAGGGAGCCCCUCGCUUUGCUUCAGGAGCUGAUGGUCGGUGUCCAGUGUCUGACAUGCACACAGAGCCACUCUUGCUUCUGCUGAAAGAUACAUCUCUGUGACUAUUGCUUUUUAAAAAUUUAAUAGCUUUAUUGAGGCAUAACUUACCAUAAAACUUGCCUGUUUUAUUACAAUUCAGUGGUUUUUAGCAAAUUCACAGAAUUGUGCAACCAUCACCACCAUGCAGUUUUGGAACAUUUUCGUGCCCCCAAAGCCCUUCCUGGCCCUGUGCUACCAGCCCGUUCCUACCCUCAGCUCCAGGAAACCAUGAAUCUACUUGCUGUCUCUCUAGAUUUUAUGGCUUGUUCUAAAAAUAACAAUCGCUAUGAUUUUACCUUGUUCACAACUUCUGGGUCACAGUCUCAAUAAAUGAAGAAAAACACCACCCAGGAAACUGAACAACUGUUUUCUUUCGUGACAACAAAGUCAUUCAGUGGGUAGUCCUGGUCCAAAAUGGCAGCAACGGCUGGGUCCCAGGUUCCUGGACUGCUGGGGUGGUUCUGGCCACAGCCGGCACAGCCUGCAUCUAGUGGAGCCCAGGCAAGGAGGGCACAGCCCCCAUGCGGAAGCCCCUCCCUGCAUUGUCACGCUCCGAGGAGUGGCAGCAAGAAGAAUGCUGUCUCCCUGAAGUCACACCAGAGAGCACAAGAGACCCAAGUUGGCCAUCCGGCCCCUGGUAGGGCCCAGGCCCUUACCCAGGGAGAUGGUGACCACACUCUUGUCCAUAAGGGUCAUGCAAAUCCGCUUCCAGCCAGCUACAAAGCUGAAUAAAGAGAGCCCAACCACAACCCAGUGGGGGCCGCAGCACUGGUUUGGACCCUUACUCUGCACACGGAUGGAAAAGUGCAUGGGACCUUCAGACAACCUUCGUUCCUUGUGUCAGACGAUGUCUAGAGUGUGCUGACCAUCCGUCUCUGCUUCUGGCAAGAGGUGGCUGAAAUAAUUUUAGAUUGGUCAUUAAAAAAAGUCAU